Messenger RNA from Agrilus planipennis (emerald ash borer), 1378 nucleotides. RefSeq lists its product as uncharacterized. Lineage: Eukaryota; Metazoa; Arthropoda; Insecta; Coleoptera; Buprestidae. Gene Ontology annotation, molecular function: transmembrane monodehydroascorbate reductase activity. The record is from RefSeq and is a predicted model, not a curated record. Bases 191 to 883 code for a protein of 230 amino acids. The transcript is spliced from 3 exons.
GUACGUUCGUACUACGUGCAAUUUAUCAACUCAAAGUUUUCUUUAAUUGAUAAGGCAACUUUGUAUUCAUCCGCAAUUCUGGCAUUCGCCUAAAUGAUAAACUUUGAAGAGGUAUAACUUAAAACUGAAGCUUUCUUUGAUGCCAUUUCAACAGUGACCAAGCUAUAACAAACAGCAAACAAAAGCAACAAUGGAAACAAAGCCCAACGAAACAAAAGCAAACACGUUGACAGUUCGACAAAAAAUUGCAUAUUUUUCGGACCAUAUUACUACUGUUUGUCAUGUUCUAAUACUUUGGUAUGUUCUGUAUACUUGGUAUAUCGCUUUCAUUGCCGAUGGAUGGAAUCUUAGUAAUCUUUCCCUUCAUGCCACACUUUACGUCCAAGGGUGGACUUUUCUAAUGUUAGAAGGGAUAAUGGCGAUAUCCCCUAACAAUGUAGUGUCCCGACAUCUUUCACCCGACAAUCGAAACCGACUUCACACCGUUUUGCAAAUAAUGAGUGCUGCAUUUUGUUUGGCUGGUUACUUAAUCUUGUACCUCAACAGUUCCAGGCAUCUUAUGACACCACAUUCAAAAACAGGAUUUGCAUCACUUGUCUUAACUUUACCGACUUGCAUUAAUGGAUUUACUGCCCUUUUUGCAGUGGAGCUUAAGAGAUUUAUUAGUCCUGGAGCUCAUAAGCUGAUUCACUCUGUAUGUGGUAUAGCAACAUUCGUUGUUGGUACAGUCUCUUUGUACUAUGGGCUUGAUAAGGGAUGGUACAGAUUCAGAGUUGGGGAAGAUACAGUGAAAUACACAAAAGCGGUUAUUUUAUUCACUUUGAUUUGGCCCAUGAUACAACCACUUCUAACCUGUUUCGAAAGAAUUAGGUACAUGUUCUAAAAUCCACUGUAUCUAUAAUAUAUAAUUUAUUAUAUGUACCUAUAUCACUUAUUGUUAAGUGUAUACCUACUCAGUAUGUUAGUUUUAUGCUUAUCUACAAACAACAGGUAAAUAUGUAGCUCUUUUUCUUCAAAGGAAGUAACGCGGAUGAAAUUAAAUGUACUAUAGCUAGUUCUGAAUCUCAUGAGCCUGCAUAUGCGUGAGUAAUGCAUUUUGAUGGUAUACUACAAAAACAUGGACUCGGCUGUUAGUCAUAUGUUUCGCUAUAGGUUCAAUCAGGGGUGGAACUCCAGGUAAAAUGUAACGGUCAAUCUUUUUAAGAGGUAGAAUAUUGGAGAAAUCAAUCAAUUAACGGGUGUGGUUUUGGUAGCCGAAGGUCAAGGUUCAUGAGAUUCUGCACUACCUCUAACAGUGACACAAUUUAUUUACAUCACGCUCAACGGACGUUCAAUAAAAAACAUGAAUUGGAUAUGAAAAAUCAAUAAAAAAUAAUUC